AUGGGCAAGAAGAAGGUUCUCGUCGGAUAUGGAGUCGACAUCGACGCCGUUGCGGGCUGGCUCGGCUCGUACGGAGGCGAGGACAGCGGUAGCGACAUCAGUCGAGGCUUGUUCGCCGGCACUCUGGGAACGCGACGUGUGCUAAAGCUCUUUGACAAAUAUAAUAUUAAGGCAUCGUGGUUUAUUCCCGGUCAUUCUCUGGAGACCUUCCCAGAAGAGUGCGCAAUGGUUCGGGAUGCCGGCCAUGAAAUUGGGCUCCACGGUUAUAGCCACGAGAAUCCCGUUGAUAUGACUAUCGAGCAGCAGCAUGAUGUGCUGGACAAAACCUUCCGGUUGCUGACCGAUUUCUGUGGGAAGCCUCCGCGCGGCAGCGUCGCUCCGUGGUGGGAGACCAGCGAGGAGGGUACCGAGCUGAUGCUCAAGUACGGCAUCGAGUACGAUCAUAGCAUGCUACAUCACGACUGCGAGAUGUACUGGCUGCGCACUGGUGACACUUGGACCAAGAUUGACUACAGCAAGAAGGCCGAGACCUGGAUGAAGCCUCUGGUCAAGGGCAAGGAAACAGGCUUGGUAGAGAUCCCUGGAAGUUGGUACAUCGACGACUUACCGCCCAUGAUGUUCAUGAAGAACUCAGCAAACUCACAUGGCUGGGUCAAUCCUAGGGAUAUCGAGGAUAUUUGGAGAGAUCAUUUCGACUAUUUCUACCGCGAAUACGAUGAGUUCAUCUUCCCGAUGACCAUUCAUCCAGAUGUUUCUGGCAGACCACAUGUUGUCCUAAUGCACGAACGUCUUAUCGAAUACAUAAAUAGCCAUGAAGGUGUUGAAUGGAUGACAAUGGGAGAGAUGUGCGAUUACUUCAAGAGCAAGAAUCCAGCACCCGAGGGAGCAAUCAUGCCUGCAACUCCAGAAGAGGUCAUGAAGAUGUUAGAAGAGACGAAGGCAAAAGUUUGA
Messenger RNA from Phaeoacremonium minimum UCRPA7, 951 nucleotides. RefSeq names its product putative polysaccharide deacetylase family protein. Gene Ontology annotation, molecular function: hydrolase activity, acting on carbon-nitrogen (but not peptide) bonds. The record is from RefSeq and is a predicted model, not a curated record. Gene Ontology annotation, biological process: carbohydrate metabolic process. The coding region runs from base 1 to 951 and encodes 316 amino acids. NCBI's taxonomy places the organism in Eukaryota, Fungi, Ascomycota, Sordariomycetes, Togniniales, Togniniaceae. The transcript has 4 exons.